Messenger RNA from Lampris incognitus (smalleye Pacific opah), 2167 nucleotides. RefSeq names its product WEE2 oocyte meiosis inhibiting kinase (gene wee2). NCBI's taxonomy places the organism in Eukaryota, Metazoa, Chordata, Actinopteri, Lampriformes, Lampridae. Gene Ontology annotation, molecular function: non-membrane spanning protein tyrosine kinase activity; magnesium ion binding; ATP binding. Gene Ontology annotation, biological process: mitotic cell cycle; regulation of meiosis I; protein phosphorylation. Gene Ontology annotation, cellular component: nucleus. The record is from RefSeq and is a predicted model, not a curated record. Bases 1 to 1650 code for a protein of 549 amino acids. The transcript has 11 exons.
AUGGCGACGGUCUUUGACGGCAUUUCCCAGCAGCUGGAUUUCUCACAUUUUGGAGAUGAUGGGAGCAGCAGUGAAAAUAGUUCAGACGAUGGCCCAGCGAGGUUCUCCAGAAUCGUCAGUCCUAGCUCUGUGUGCAGGACUCCCAGGAUCCACCGUUGUCGAACCAUCAUCCCAUCCCCAUCCAUAGAGCCCAACAACACUAUACCUUAUAUCGCCUGGAGGAAACUUAGACUUUGUGACUCUCCCAACACACCCAAGAGUCUGUUGUCCAUGUCAUCCAGGCCUUUCUGCAGCAGUAAGAGAAGUCACAGUCAGAGGGGUCUGCGUUUUGUCACAGCCUCUGCCGGCACCCCACAGUGCGGCUGUCGGGUGCCCUCUGUUAAUGUGAACCCCUUCACCACUGACAUAGUUCGCAGAUGCAGUGAGAACCACAAGCAGAAGAAUUGUUGGAGUGAUGAUGAUGAUGAGGAUGAUGAUGAUUAUGGACAAAGAUUGAAACACAGCCUUGCAUCAUCAGAAGAGGACGACGAAGCGUUUCUUCCACCAAAGAAGCAGGCUGUUCAAGCAUUAAUGCUGUCACGCUAUGAGAGUGAGUUCCUGGAGCUGGAGUGCAUUGGCAAAGGAGAAUUCGGAGCCGUCUUCAAGUGUCUGAAGAGGCUGGAUGGCUGCUUGUAUGCCAUCAAACGCUCUCGCUGGCCACUUGCAGGCUCUGCCAAUGAGCAGUUGGCCCUAAAAGAGGUGUAUGCACAUGCUGUUCUUGGGCAUCAUCCACAUGUUGUUCGCUAUUAUUCAGCAUGGGCCGAAGAUGAUCACAUGAUUAUUCAGAAUGAGUACUGUGAUGGUGGGAGUCUCUAUGAUGCCAUUGUGAAGAAGGCGCUGCAAGAUGAACUGUUUUCAGAAGCCGACUUGAAGGACCUUCUUCUACAGGUCUCCAUGGGUCUUAAGUACAUCCAUGGCUCAGGCCUAGUUCAUUUGGACAUCAAACCUGGUAAUAUAUUCAUCUGUCAGAAGCCCGGUACAAGUGUAGUUUUUGAUGGGGAGAGUGAGGAGGACGAUGACGGCGGCUCUUCACCAGGAGUCAUUUACAAAAUUGGGGACCUUGGUCAUGUGACAUCUAUAAAUAGUCCUCAAGUGGAAGAGGGGGACAGUCGCUUUCUGGCCAUUGAGGUCUUGCAUGAGGAUUACAGCCAUCUCCCGAAGGCAGACAUCUUUGCUCUUGGCCUUACUGUGCUGCUAACAGCUGGGGCUCCCCCUCUGCCUCAAAAUGGAGAUAAGUGGCAUAACCUCAGAAAGGGUCAGCUACCAAGCCUGCCACAAGAGCUCUCACUUCCCUUCAAAAGCCUCAUUCAGUUGUUGCUGGAUCCUGAGCCGACAAAACGUCCUUCCGCCAAGGCACUUUGCAAGCACCCAGUCCUGGGAAAGGAGAGAACUGAGAGACUGGCUGCUGAGCUCAGAAAAGAGCUCAACGUGGAAAAGUUCAGGACAGCCAUGCUUGAGAAGGAGCUCAAUGAGGCUCGUUUGUCAUCUCAACAGACCCCUUCCCCUAAACUACAGCUCCAUUUAAAGACAGGCUCUCUAACAGGAAGAAGGCUAGUUGGUAGAAAAACUGUCCGAUCCAUGAGCUUUGACUGCCCAGGGUAUAAUAUCUGAUGUGUCAUUGUUAAGCCUAGAUGCCUUUUGCUUUUAUCUCACCCGAUGUUACAGUUCCAUUUAUGACCAUUUUGCAUCCCCUCCUAAUAGGCUUAAAAUAUUUUUUUAUUGCAUCAAAUGGCCAUAACCCAAGGAACGUGAAAUGACCAAACAUAAAGUAAAGGACUUGGGUGGCUGUGAUUGAAAUAACUGGAUGGCUCCUUUUUACAUGUUUACUUGUCCAGCCACUUGGCACACCAAGGACCAGUAUCCUGGACACAGGUUAAGCCUAGUCCUGGAUUAAACUCAAUUUCAAAUGGAGAUUCUCCAUACAAAAGUCAAUUUAGUCCAGGACUAGGCUUAAUCUGUGUACAGGGAAAUGGCCCCAAAAAUUUUGGAAAGCCACGUAUUUAACUGUGAUUAUAAUCAGUCCUCCUUUUAUCCUUUGAAACCAGAGGCAUUGUGGGGUGAUUGAUAUGGUCAUAACCACUGCGGAUAACUUGUGAAUGUAACCUCAUGAGGAUUUUUUUUUUACAAU